AUGGCUGAGUCUGAUCCAUCCUCAGGCGAGCAGAGCGAUGAGUUGCCUUGGGCCAUCCAGGACGAACUUGUGCCCGCGGAACACACACAGAGGCUUCUGAACAUCGCACUAGGGCUCAGCAGCACACAGCAUUUGAACACCACAAUGAGUUGGGCCCUCAGUGAGAUAGAAGAUGCCAUCAACAACACCGAUGACAUCAUCACCCAUCUCCAGGAGAUACAGGACACACUGCGUCGGCCUACCAGUCAGAUAGAAAAUGCCAUCCAAGACGCCAAUAGCAACAUCACCGAGCUCCGGCAGACGCACGAAAUCAUCAUCGAGCAAAUUGAGCGGCUGCAGGUCGCCAUCUCACAGGUGCGCGGCGCCAUUGAGCAGCAAGCUGGACGUCUCAGUCGAGCGGUGACUGCAGCUGGCACUCGGUACCUCCAGACCACAAGACUAGCUGUAUAUGAGGUGUUCUGGAGUUCGGUGGCCCCUGUCAUCGAAAGAGUCGGAAUGGCGGAUGUCCAAGAUCCCACCUGA
Messenger RNA from Anthostomella pinea, 522 nucleotides. NCBI's taxonomy places the organism in Eukaryota, Fungi, Ascomycota, Sordariomycetes, Xylariales, Xylariaceae. The record is from the annotation of a GenBank genome assembly.